UAUAAAGAGCCUUGGGACUCGGGUCUAUCUGUCUCAAGGCUCAGGAUUAGAAUCCAUCGGUUUAGAUACUAUCCAUUUGAUUGUUUUCUCCUCGACGAUCACAUACUUUUCACUAUUGUUUUCUUUGUUCAUAUAGAUUCCAGCAGCAAGGUAUCACGAGGUCAUGUUAGAAAAACGGUCACCAUACCAGGAGGGCAGCCUCUGGUAUUAUGCGCCGAAUAAGGGCGCACCCAUCGCAUUCGCAAUACUUUUCGUGAUAUCAGGCGUUAUCCAUGGUUAUCAAUGCAACAAGUACAAGUCAUGGAAGGUGACUGGCCUGUUACCGUGGUCAGCAUUACUUUUUACCGUCGGGUUUAUCUUGCGCACGAUUGGCGCUUUCGGAGAGUGGGACAACCUGAACAUCUACAUCGCCGGUUCAGUAUUUUUGCUUGCAGCGCCGCCGGUCUACGAGAGCGCAAACUUCCUCACUCUGGGCCGCAUUCUGUAUUACAUCCCAUACCAUGCACCAAUCCACCCCGGCCGUGUGUUUACCACCUUCGUGGCCCUAGCCAUCGUGAUCGAGGUCAUCACAGCAAACGGCGCAGCACGUGUGGCGAACAUGGGCAGCUCGGAGAGUUCCAAAGAUACAGGAAAGGCAUUGCUCAAAGCCGCCUUGAUUCUCCAACUGGCGCUCAUGGCCGGGUUUGUUGCCCUGGCCGGCAAGUUCUACUUCAACUGCCGCCGCGCAGGUGUUUUGAACAGCAAAGUCAAGCGCGCUCUAUCCGUGCUGCUCGCCAGCUGCACGCUUAUCACCAUCCGCACUAUCUAUCGAACUGUUGAGUACUUCAUGACGGCCACCAUCGAUGUCAAGAACAUCAACCCGAUCAUGAAGAACGAGUGGUUCUUCUGGGUCUUUGAGACUGCGAUUAUGUUCUCAAAUACCACGAUGCUGAAUCUCCUCCAUCCGAUGCAGUGGCUCCCCCGCUCGAACAAGGUAUACCUUGCGAGAGACGGGGUGACGGAGUUAGUGGGGCCUGGAUACGAGGAUAAACGCCCUUUCCUUCAGACAUUUUUCGAUCCAUUUGAUGUGGUCGGCCUUGUCACGAAAAAGGGGAAGAAAGACAAGUUCUGGGAAGAUGAGCAGCCCCUUGGGAGUUCUAGCCCGACCCAGGUAUGAAAGUGGGCAGGGACUUGGCUUGACAUUAUACUAUUCGCGAUGAACGACCUUUUCACUGUCUUUGUGUCUUUUUUUCUCUUUUCUUUUUUUUUUUUGUUUUAUGAAGUAUAAGACAGCGAUAUAUGUGUUUAAUGAUAGAAUUAGAUUUCCAAU
Messenger RNA from Aspergillus campestris IBT 28561, 1309 nucleotides. RefSeq names its product putative RTA1 domain protein. Gene Ontology annotation, cellular component: membrane. The transcript has 4 exons. The record is from RefSeq and is a predicted model, not a curated record. Lineage: Eukaryota; Fungi; Ascomycota; Eurotiomycetes; Eurotiales; Aspergillaceae. Bases 164 to 1156 code for a protein of 330 amino acids.